Molecule: messenger RNA, 771 nt
Organism: Bacidia gigantensis
Lineage: Eukaryota; Fungi; Ascomycota; Lecanoromycetes; Lecanorales; Ramalinaceae
Gene: RPS1
Product: ribosomal 40S subunit protein S1B
Exons: 5
Coding region: 1-771 (256 amino acids)
Biological process (GO): translation
Cellular component (GO): ribosome; cytosol
Molecular function (GO): structural constituent of ribosome
Source: RefSeq, a predicted model, not a curated record
AUGGCUGUUGGCAAGAACAAACGCCUAUCCAAGGGUAAGAAGGGCUUGAAAAAACGAACCCAGGACCCUUUCACGCGAAAGGACUGGUAUUCAGUGAAGGCCCCGUCAACGUUUCAAGUCCGAGAUGUUGGGAAAACCUUGGUGAACAGGACAACAGGUCUGAAGAAUGCGAACGAUGCAUUGAAAGGGAGGAUUUUCGAAAUAUCACUGGCCGAUCUACAAAAGGAUGAGGACCAUGCGUUCCGAAAGGUAAAACUAAGGGUGGACGAGGUCCAGGGCAAAAACUGCUUAACGAACUUUCACGGACUUGAUUUUACUUCAGACAAGCUGCGGUCAUUGGUGAGGAAGUGGCAAACCCUUAUUGAAGCCAACGUAGUAGUCAAAACAACAGACGACUACCUCCUGCGCCUUUUCGCCAUUGCCUUCACCAAGCGAAGACCCAACCAAGUGAAAAAGACAACAUACGCGCGGUCUUCACAGAUCAGAGCUAUACGCAAAAAAAUGAUGGAAAUAAUACAGCGUGAAGCUUCCAGCUGCACGCUCUCACAGCUGACCACCAAGUUGAUACCGGAAGUCAUUGGUCGGGAGAUCGAAAAGGCGACCCAGGGCAUAUACCCACUACAGAAUGUCCACAUUCGCAAGGUAAAGCUUCUAAAAUCACCGAAAUUCGAUCUUGGUGCUUUGUUGAAUCUACACGGCGAAUCGACGACAGAUGAGCAGGGACAGAAAGUCGAGCGGGAAUUCAAAGAGCAGGUUCUAGAAAAUGUGUAG